GCCUCUGUGGAAAACAGUCGGAUACUAUCUCACGAUUCAUCCGAACUAAAAUGGCGGCAGCAGCAGCAGCAUCCUCUCAUCUAAUGUUUGUUCUUCGUUCACAGCCAUUGUCACCAUUACCCUCUUCUUCUUUCUUUUCUUUCCUCAAACCUCUUCCACGUCUCCAAUUCCCACCGCUUCGAAAAUCUCUCUUCUCCGUUUCCUCUUCUGUGGUGGUUUCCCAAGACGGCGAGGAAACAGAGACUGGGAAUGAUGAACUGGAUAGUGAAAGAGGUGAUUUUGGAGGUACCCAAUUAGAUUCAACGUCGUCGCCGUUGGUGAUAAAGAGGGAGGAGAGGCUGAAGUUGGAGGUGCCGAGUCUCAGUGUGAAAGAAAGGAAAGAGCUUGCGUCUUAUGCUCACAGUUUGGGGGAUAAGCUCAAGACCCAGUUGGUGGGAAAAUCUGGUGUUACGCCCAAUGUUGCCACCUCUUUCAUUGAGACCCUUGAAGCCAAUGAACUUCUCAAGAUUAAAAUACAUAGGAGCUGUCCAGGUGAGUUAGAUGAUGUGGUGAAGCAGUUGGAAGAAGCAACUGGCUCGGUGGCCGUUGGUCAGAUUGGUCGAACUCUGAUUAUAUACAGGCCCAGUGCCUCCAAAUUGAAAGAGGAAGAAAAGAAGAAACAAGUUCGUAAAUUUAUUCCGAAAAAGCAACUAAAUCCGAGACUGGUAAACAAGAGUAGGGUUCAAGUACCCAAAUUAACGCGGCCUGGUUCUUCAUGGAAAGGAAGAAGUAGGCCAUAAACACAUUCUACUUGUAUUGAGGUUUGUCCUGGUGCUGUGCCUGAACAAGCUUGAGGCUAUGGCAUGCAUAAAAACCAAAGGUCAUGGAAUCGACUGUUUAUUGGCAGAAGAAAAUACAGUUAAUUAAUUUUAAAUCAAUGAACGGUUCAAUACGAGUGUAGAGUAUGCUUGUAACUACUGGAGCAUAACAAUGCAUUGAGUUUGGUUAGGAUUGUUUGGAGAUCAAAUCAAUAGAUUUUACCGCGAUGAACAUAUUGUAUUUGCAAUUAUUAUCAAUCAGAACUCUUGUUGAACACACCGUUGUCAAUAACUUAGAAACCUUGAUUAAAUA
Messenger RNA from Vigna unguiculata (cowpea), 1110 nucleotides. Its product is annotated as RNA-binding CRS1 / YhbY (CRM) domain protein. Gene Ontology annotation, molecular function: RNA binding. The record is from RefSeq and is a predicted model, not a curated record. Lineage: Eukaryota; Viridiplantae; Streptophyta; Magnoliopsida; Fabales; Fabaceae. Gene Ontology annotation, cellular component: chloroplast.